Ruditapes philippinarum (Manila clam) is the source of this 659-nucleotide messenger RNA. RefSeq names its product perlucin-like protein. NCBI's taxonomy places the organism in Eukaryota, Metazoa, Mollusca, Bivalvia, Venerida, Veneridae. The transcript has 5 exons. Bases 94 to 582 code for a protein of 162 amino acids. Gene Ontology annotation, molecular function: signaling receptor activity. The record is from RefSeq and is a predicted model, not a curated record.
ACAAUUUAUCUUAAAGGCUUUUAAAAAUGAGGUUAUGACAAAAAUAGGAUUUCUUAUCAGACGUACAUAUAAUUUCUGGCAUUUAUAUUAAAAAUGGAUCGCUACAUUCAGAUAGUUCUAUUAUUUGAGAUUUUAUUUAAAGUUUCGGCAGCCUUGGACUGUCCAUCUGGUUGGAUGAGCCAUGAUACUAGUUGCUACCAUUUUAGCCACGACCUAGAAUCAUGGAUAAAUGCUCAGAUGAUAUGUCAAGGUUUUGGAGGCAACCUCGCUGAAAUUGAAAAUGAGAAGGAGAACAGUUUCCUUGCCAACGAAGUAAAGCUGCUGAAAGGAAGUUACUGGGUAGGUGGCAAUGAUCUGGCAAACGAAGGUGAGUGGAAAUGGUGGCAUUCUAAUGAGGAUUUCAGUUACACAGACUGGUUACCAGGGGAACCAAAUAACUAUGGAAGCAAAGAAAAUUGUGUUGAUUUCAGAACUGUUGGUACGACCUCACACCAGUCUACCGGAUGGUGGGAUGAUCAGUGUCAGAAAUCAAAACUUUACAUCUGUGAAAAAACUGGGGCAAUAAGCGAAAUCAUUGGCUGAACUAACUGCCGCACAAUCUGAAAUUUGUGAGGCAUUUGUACAAUUUUUUGUGAUUAAAGAUUAAAAGGGAAGAAAAU